CAAUUUCCCACCUAAAUUCCCGCAGGUCCCUCCCUCCUGCGCUGGGACUGGCUAGGAUUUCCUACUACAGCUAUUAACCAAUCCCAACGUAGAAGUUCAGCCCUCACGAGCCAAUCCUAGAGUAGGGAAGCGGUGCAUGUCCGAGUACGGGUGUUAAAAAACACUCGCUUAUCAUCAGGUCGACCGUUACUCUGAGGGUCCGGAUAACCGCCCGUCCAUAUUUUUUCAUUCUUACUGAGAAACUGAGGAUUUUCUCCCAAUGGGGCAAAAAAAGCAACAGAGAACGCUGGAUAAAGACGUUUGGAUACACCGUGAGACUUUUUACAACGAGACUUUAAUGACCAGUCCUAUAAUCUCUUGUGGUCUUUCGAACCAACAGUGACAUCUCAGUCUCCCUCUGAACUGCCUGGUUAUAACCAUAAACCAUAACCAACCCAAGGAACAAUCUCCACCAUGGGAGAGAGACGAGGGCGUCCAAUCCCUCUUCUGUGUCGGUCCCGGCGUUUUGGCUGGUCCGGUAGCUGUGACAGCGGCGGGCUGAAAAGUUCUGACCCAAAUGGUCACACAUUUACAGGCCGAAGCUCCGAAUACAGCCUAGAGGAGGCAGCAGCAUCCCUGGAGAAGCCGCCAGUGGACAGCACAUGCUACUCUCCUGUUUCAGUGGAACUGGAGCCUGUGGUGAAUAAUGGAUCAGGCGUCCCGGGCCCUCCGGGUGGACUCACAAAAGAAGCAACGGUGCACAGACAGUACGGCCAGCCGCACUCCUGCUCCUCCCUCUCCCUGUCCAGCGGCGCGGUCAGCGGAGAGCCAGCGCGUGGGCUGCCCUGCCCCGCUCCCUCUCACUUCACACACAGCCCCUACCACGCCAAGACUAGCAUGCAGGGUGAUGUCUACAACUUCCUAGAGAGACCUGCAGGCCUGAAAUGCUUCCUUUACCACUUUCUAGUGUUCCUUAUGGUAUUAGUAUGUCUGAUCUUCAGUGUACUUUCCACCAUCGAGCAGUAUGCAGAUUUUGCCACUGGAACACUAUUUUGGAUGGAGAUUGUGUUGGUGGUGUUUUUUGGAACGGAGUAUGUGGUGCGUCUGUGGUCAGCAGGCUGCAGGAGCAAAUAUGUGGGCAUCAAGGGCAGACUGCGCUUCAUCAGAAAACCCAUCUCUAUCAUAGAUUUGAUAGUGGUGGUCGCAUCAGUUGUAGUACUGAGUGUGGGAUCAAAUGGGCAAGUUUUCGCCACCUCUGCCAUCAGAGGAAUCCGCUUCCUUCAGAUCCUGCGCAUGCUGCAUGUGGAUCGACAGGGAGGCACAUGGAGGCUUCUGGGUUCUGUAGUCUUUAUUCAUCGGCAGGAGCUCAUAACGACCCUGUAUAUUGGAUUUCUGGGUCUGAUCUUCUCCUCAUACUUUGUGUAUCUGGCGGAGAAAGAUGCGGUGGAUGAUGAAGGCAAAACUGGUUUCUCAAGCUACGCUGAUGCACUGUGGUGGGGUGUUGUCACUGUGACUACAAUAGGUUAUGGAGACAAAGUUCCCCAGACGUGGAUAGGGAAGGCCAUCGCCUCUUGUUUUAGUGUGUUUGCUAUCUCCUUCUUUGCUCUGCCAGCGGGAAUUCUGGGUUCAGGCUUUGCUCUGAAGGUGCAACAGAAGCAGAGACAGAAACAUUUUAAUCGCCAAAUCCCAGCUGCUGCCUCAUUAAUACAGACAUUAUGGCGAUGCUACGCUUGUGAGAAACCUGAUGGCUGUCCGGCUACCUGGAAAAUGUAUGUGCUGACUGGUGACUACAUCCCAGUUAUAAACUCAGAGAACUCCAGUCCCGGAAACUUCAGAAAACUGAGUAAGCGGUAUAAGCGGAGGCUAAAAUCUACUCGUGAUAAUGGUUCCCUGGGGAAUGCAGGAGAGAAGGCCCUGUCCAUCCCUCAGAUCACCUAUGAUCAUAUAGAUGACAAAGAGGACAAACGAGAGGUGCCUUUCUUCCUCGAGGAACCUCCAGGCAUCACAAAGAUAUUCAGACAGACAGCUCGUCAUCACUCGUGGUCUUCUUUCAAUCUUAGCUGUCCUGCUUCUCCAGUUAAGAAAAAGCUGGAUGGGCAUCCCGACAUCUCACGCACCAACAGCCUAGUGGAUGACAUCGACUUCGCCAGUGAGUUCAUUCCACUUCCUGCAGUGACAGAUGCUUCACAUCUACUGACAAGCAAUUACUCAGCAAAGGAGGAGGAGUCUGUCUCAACACAGCAGUUGAAUUCAAACAGGCUCUCCCAUGCGCACAGAUCUGCAAUCAAAGUCAUCAGGAGGAUGCAGUACUUUGUAGCCAGGAGGAAAUUUCAGCAAGCGAGGAAACCAUACGACGUGCGAGACGUGAUAGAGCAGUAUUCCCAGGGCCACCUCAACAUGAUGGUCCGCAUUAAAGAGCUCCAGAGACGGUUGGAUCACACGCUGGGAAAGCCAGGAUUGUUUCUGCCAGAAAAAGGUGUAGACAAGGAGUUCCACACGGUUGGAGCCAGGCUGAUCAGACUGGAGGAUAAGGUCCUUCAGAUGGACCAGAAAGUGGAAAACAUCCUGAAGAUCCUGGUGGAGCAAUUCCAGCCCAAACCCGAGCUGCUUCAGAAACCCAGCCACUCCCGCGUGACGGUUAUGAAGCGCCUGGGCGUCAGCAUGGACGAAGGACAAUGAAAAAGAAAGCAGAAACGCUGGGUGAAGAUAAGGACACAUCUUUGGACUGUGGUUGUGGAAACUGCAUGUCCAGGAGAAAAGACUCCACCUCAUCUCUCUCCUUCAGGUUUUAGCAUUUUAUAAAGGAAUAGAAAUGUGAAACAGCAGUAGUGAGGGGUGGUGAGAAGUUGUGGAGAUGGUCAGGAUAAUAAAGGACUGCAGGAAAGGCAGGAAGAGCUUCCAAAGAAAACAAGCUAUACGUUUGACACCUUAAUAGCUUUCAGCAAAGGGCAGCCGCUCAUGCAUUUCUCUCUUUGUUUGACUGUCGUUAGUUUACUACAGCGCUGAAGGGGCAGCACUAAAGAUACGGUUAUUUGAGCUGUAAAUCCUGGUGUGAUUUGGAACCACUGCUCCGCUCCGCAGAAAUGCAACAACGGGCAAAAGAUCCAUAGUCACAUAUCCAUCAGGAGCGUUAUUAAACUCCUAAACCACCGGCUCGGCUCACGUAACGCAGGGGAAGCACGACACAGAUUAUCCGUGGCCCGUGUUAAUCUACACUCCGCGUUUAGUGAGUGUGAACACAUUUUCUGUGCGUUAAAUCCGCCGCUGAUAAAUAGCUACAGCAGAGCUAAUCAAAACAGCAAAACACCGCUGAUGGGGUUUAAUGGACUUAAAUGGAAUAUUAGAAAGGAAGGGGGGAGAGCUAUUUGAGGUUGGGGACUCGGUGAGGAGUGCCAAGGGUUUUUUAACAGCGGGUUCAUUUUCAGAGAGGUUUUGGAGAACCUUCUUCCAUUAAAUCUGUGAUUAUUUUUUCUCACUCCAGCUAAUUCAAUUCAAACUCCGUGCUAAGAUGAGUUGGCUCAGCGCCAGGGUUUGAUGAAAGGAAACUGCAGUGCAAAAUAAUAAAAUGGAGAUUUGUUUUCAGAAGCGCGGGGUGGCGUGUGUACAGAGCAGGGCGAGGGGGAACGGGGAGAUGCAUGUCGAACUCGGAUGGCUGCGCUCCAUUCACCGCACGCACUCAGCUGCUGGCACUCUGCCAAGCGCAGAACAAAUUGCUAGGUGGUUUUCUUUUUUAGCAUGUUAAUUUAACAUUUACUAUAGUGUGCUGAGAGAGAGAGAGAGAGAGAGAGAGCGAUUAGGGUUCAGAGGAGAGAGAGAGAGAGAAUUAGGAAUUAGUGAAGGAGAACUAGGUCUAAACCCUUUUUCCUCCCAUCAUUUCAUCAUUUGCUGUGACUGGAGUCUCCCACAGUUGAAGUGUGGUGAGAGAAAAUGGAACGGUGUGAAAGACUGACCGAUUAUUAUUACUCUGUACAGUUUUAUAAGACGUGUACGUAUAGUAGCAAUGCCUUAUAUGUAUGUUUAUGCAGCACGGACUACAUUGAUUAUGAAUGAGAAUGACAAGGAUAUGUAAUAUAUUCAGUAUCUUAUCAGAGACUUCUGUAAAUAAAAAAGGCGCCUUUACAUUUUAAA
Messenger RNA from Astyanax mexicanus (Mexican tetra), 4107 nucleotides. It is a transcript of the gene kcnq1.2, whose product is annotated as potassium voltage-gated channel, KQT-like subfamily, member 1.2. The record is from RefSeq and is a predicted model, not a curated record. The coding region runs from base 454 to 2658 and encodes 734 amino acids. Gene Ontology annotation, biological process: transmembrane transport; potassium ion transport. Lineage: Eukaryota; Metazoa; Chordata; Actinopteri; Characiformes; Acestrorhamphidae. Gene Ontology annotation, molecular function: voltage-gated potassium channel activity. The transcript has 20 exons. Gene Ontology annotation, cellular component: membrane.